Messenger RNA from Zymoseptoria tritici IPO323, 1035 nucleotides. RefSeq lists its product as uncharacterized. The coding region runs from base 136 to 1035 and encodes 299 amino acids. The record is from RefSeq and is a predicted model, not a curated record. The transcript is spliced from 3 exons. Lineage: Eukaryota; Fungi; Ascomycota; Dothideomycetes; Mycosphaerellales; Mycosphaerellaceae.
ACUCUCACGCACGCCCUAUCAUCAGGGCCACCACGUACUUCCCAUCGUCAACAAAAUCACGAAGAUUCGCACAUCAAUCACAUUACGCACUCCGUUUCAUCAACGACAUCUUGAAAGAAAUCACAACAUCGCAACAUGGCCAACGCAAUGCAGCCGGCUGGCAAGGCUGGGUUCGGCCUCGGAUCGCCAUCGCCACCAGAAAGCUCGGCUCUGCCAUCGCUGCCAUCACAUCGCGAUCUCUUGAAGGGAGCGAGCAAGAGAUCUUACGGGUAUCCAUCAGCAAGCUUCACUACUCACAUUCCCGAACAGCGCAAGCGGCAAAAGCUCGCCGACGUCCACUCUCCGGAGAAACCCAUCCAGAUCAGCAGUAAUCCUGCUGCGUCACCACACGUUCCCGUAUUCGACCAAGCGACAGCCAAAUACCUCAACAUAGACAGAGGGGAGGGAGAUGACGGGGAGCGGGAACCCGAUCAACAGAACAGCGACCCAGAAGGCUCAGAAGGCUCAUCAGAUACAAACGAAGGCACAACACUACCCGGCAAUUCCGAGUACUGGUCCACUCCGUACAAUCCGGAGGACUCCUGCUGCAUCAAUUCCGAAGAGGUCGAGAACAGCGUGCAGAAGAGCGACUCCGAAGAAUCCGAGGAAGCCGAGUUGGCAACAAGCGACCCAGACGAGAGCGACUCCGAGUUGGGUAUAGACGAUCCGGAAGAGGGCGACGAGUACGACAGAGCCGAUCCGAUUGGCCUCGGCAUGACGGACUUUGGCCCGGAGAGGUACGAUGUUAUCGAGUGGUUCAACGACGAUAGUAACUUUGCGCUUGCUCCCAUGAAUCACCUGCGAGCGGAGAUGGUGCACGAAGACGAUCUGUACGUCUUGUCGUACGGCGCGGGGGAAGCUCCCAGACUUCGAUUGGUUCGCGGCGAGGACGACGAGGAGGUUACUGCUGACGCUGGGAUUGCGGUCCGCACGAAGUCUCUCGCUGAAGAGAUGCAAGAUGAGGACGACGGGGACUCUGUCGAUGGGGAGAUCUAG